GAAGACAGCCGCAGCCUCUGUCCGUAGUCCUGAAAAUACACGAAUUAGGUUCUGACUCCUGUGAUAGGAGCACACGAAGAGUCCGAAACCCUGCGACAUACAACAAUAACAGUAACAAGGAUUAACAACACGUUACAACACGGCACGCGUCACGACGAGCACGGAGUGGAUGACUGCAGGACUUCAGCAGCUGUGUGACGUGACGAGGAGGGAAAGCAGGAAUUCCCCCGCCGCACACACUGAACUGCAAGGAUUUCUGAUCUCCUUCACCGCUCACAGAAAGUCCUGUUCUGGCUAGCCAUGACUAGAUACCAUAAUCCCUCAAGUGCUUUAAUACGGCUGCUUCUUCUGACAGCAGCAUCCUUUCUCCAUCUGUCCACCUCCAAUCCUCUCAGCACCCUUGACAAGCCAUACCAACAUAUGUCAGGGCUGACUCUGUCUGGAUAUAGGAAUAUAGGUGGUGAAGAAAGCCAGCCAAUGCAGAGACAAGAGGAAGCAGAGCAUGAAGAAGAGCUUUUUAAAAAUGUUGAUCCCAAAAAACUAGCAGCAGUUUUACUAGAGGCACUGAAUAAUUCAAAAGCAGAGCAAAUGAGCGAAGGAGAGGGGCGUGAUGGAAUGGAAGAAGAGAUGACGGCAGAGAAAGAGGAAUAUAAAAACAAAGAUUCGUACAGAAAAUUGAGAACGAUUGAGGGAGCAGACCGAGACAGAGACGGACGACAAGAGUUAGAGCUGCUAAUGGCGACACAGGGGAAGGAGCAGGAAACGGGGGAAGAGGAAGAGAGGAAGAAAGCACAAAAAGAAGAGGAGCUGACCGAGAGGGUGACCAGUCGUACUACAAGCCACACAGUCGAAAUAGCAAGAGAGAAGCCUCCCACUGGCUCAGAUGGAAGAGGCGAUAAUGGACAGAGUACUGGUUCCCAGCAGGGAUCAACCAGCCCUGAUCAAGCCAGUAGUGAGGAGGAGGAACAGCUCAGCCCUGAGGAGCUAAAAAGUCUUGAGAUGAUGAUGAAGGAAUUCCCUGCUUUGAAUGUGCCCAUUAAGAGGGAAGGAGACUCUGAGCAAAGUCACAGAGAAAGCAGAGACUACAGCUACAACGACAUCAUGCCCAUAAAUAAAGGCAGUGACCUUGCUAUCACUAAGAAAAAGCUUAAAUGGCAAGAAGAGACGCAGAAAGCUCUCAGCUUCCCAAAGUUCAGAGGAGAUAAUUUUAUGGAUGAAUUUGAUGACAGUAAUCAUAACUCAGCAGACCUCCAGGCUCCAAGAGAACAGACGAUGGAAGAUGAUGAUCCAGACGAGGAGGAGGAAGAAGAUGAGGAGGUGUUGAGUCCAGAGGAAGAGGAGGCUCAGGCCAAAGGUGAGCAGGAGGAGAUGAGGAGACAGGCAGCUGAGGCACAAAGAGCCAAGAUGGAGGAGGAGAUGCUAGCUGAUAUUGCCUCAGACAUGCUGCUGCGGUACAUGGUCAAACAGAAUAACGGGAACAAGCAGUACAGCUCUUCUCUCUCCAGCGCUGCAGAGGAUAAAAGGUCUGACGAAGAACAGGAAGUCACAGAGGAAGACGAUAUUGAUCCUCAGACCAUUGACAAGCUUAUAGAGAUCUCCAGCAAGCUCCACCUCCCUGCUGAUGAUGUGGUGGACAUCAUCAGUGACGUGGAGAAGAAGAAGAAGAAAGACUUGUCGCCUGACGUGAUAUCAGGUUGGCGACGACCUUUAUCCCCCAUAUCUUCACCAUUUUCAUCGGAAUCACAGAUUUCAAGCAAUCAAAAUGACAUUCCCACCUCUAACCAACCAUUUCCAGCAGCUCAUUUCCUCAAAACUUGGUUGCAGAAGAAAAAUCCAACAAGAUCAGAGGAUCUCUGGAACAAACCUGCAAAACCUCAGCUUGGCAAUCAAAAUAUCUGGGCCCAGCCUCCUGUGCCGAUCAAACAGGACCUCUGGCUCACGUCACCUAAAGCUGCUUGGACUAGAUAUCCUCACUAUCCCCUUUUCCCCCACACUUAUCCUUCCUACUACCAGAAGAAGCCCUACAAAGGCUACCCCAUCUAUGUUCCUCCUGCACCCAGACUUAAACCCUAUUACUUGAUCCUUAAGCCCGCUCUCACUCUCAACAACUUCCUCACUCAUUCAGUGGAUGAUGUUUAUGCUUUUUCUCCCAAAAGGCGAUACAACAGCUGGGUCCAACCUAAGCUGAGAAAACCCCCUACAGGCCAACAGCAGAAGUCUUACUACACCAGAUAUCCUCUCUCUUUGUACCCUUGGACAUUUCAGCCAGCGUCCAACCCCAAACUACAUCCACUUCCCAGAAUCCAUUCUCAGCAGAAGCAGCUGUAUUACUCGGCCCCAGCGCCUGCAGAUUAUUAUGUGGCUGGAAAGCAGCCAGACAGUAACUAUGAUGAUCUGGAGAAAUACAUACAGCAGAUAUCCAUGAAGAAGCCAUACAUGAUGGACUGAGUACAGACAUGAGAAGAAGGACGAGAAGAAGAAGAGCCACAAGCAGAAAAGAGUGUAUUUAUUUAUGUUAAAGUAUUUAGGUGGUUUUUCAUAUGUAAUAAGUUUCCUGUAAUCAUUUUGAUUGGUUAUGAUUGAGACAAGGACACCACAGAAGACUUUUCCCCAGAGGUGGUCUGGAUAAAACGGAUGAAAGAUGUACAACUGCACUCAUUUCCUUUGCUAUCCUUUAACUUUUCUUGACAACAUUCUCUAUAUGGACAUUUUAAAAUGCCAACAAAGGAGGAUGUUUAAAUAUGCUGUUACCUGUACCGAAGGCCUUUUUCAGAAUCAGUCAGAUGAAUUUGAAAACAUUUAUUCCCAUGUUGGCUCUACUGUCAGGAAUGAUAGUUUUGGCAUUAAAAUUUGAAAAUUAUCAAAUUAAAAUAGUUUCCUCAAAAUUAUGCCUGGCCAAAAGAUACCAAAAGUCCCCCCUCAGUGGAAGGAAAUAGCCCCCAAAGGUAGGGUGUCCAUACAUUCUUUCACUAUCACCUCUUAGAAAUCAAAAGCCACUCCCUAUAAUUAUCUUUUAAAUGACCACAUGUUUAUGUAAAUGUAUCAGUUUUUUAUUGUUCAUAUAAAAGGAUAAAUUUUUGAUGGAAAGCACGUUUCUGUGAAUGUAUACUCACACAUAUCCACCAAAGCUCUUUAUAAUAAAACAUAAUGCAUCAAAAAGCCAGACUACCACCAAUAUAAUAGCUUGGAUGACUCAUUCUUUUGCAUAACUUCAACAACCUUGUUGCUACGGUGAUAACAAAUUCAGCCAAACCCUGGCUAGAAAACAGUCCAGUGUUUUACACGUCCUGCUAUUGGAGGAGGAUGUAAUGGUGGAGCCAUACUGAUCUUUUCAUGGAGAUAUUUAAAAGCAAAAGAAUAAUUCUACAUUUUCAGUCACUCUCAACAGAUUCCUUAGAAGCAGCAGUUCUGCAUUUAAUACAUUACUUUUCUAAGCAAGAUGGCCUUUGUAGUUUUUUAGUAAAUGUUACAAGUUUCUAUUUUACAAGAAGUGUUGUUGGCACUAAGUGCUCUGAAAUCCCAGUUUCACACAUUUUUUUUAAACUUUUAUUUUAUUCGUUCUUUUUUUAAUUUGUCAUUUUUAAAUUCAGUUUUAAUUCGGCUUAUUUUUCCCAUUUUUCCCAUUAUCCAAAUGUUGAUUAUAGGAAAACUCUCCUGUAAUGGUGGUUCAGUGUUUAGUAACAUCCCUUCACCUCAUAUCAAGAAGGCUCUAGUUUCAAAUCUCCUAAUUAGUGAGAAUCCCACAAUGAAAAACAUACAUGAUACAUGUACUGGUUCUAAAUUUGCCAAAGUACGAAUGCAAGGCAGGUCAAAUGCAGAUCAAAUGUGUACGUGUAGGGAAUAAAGCAAUGCAAGAACAGAGUAAAAUGGUAAGGUUUGGUGUGAAGCACUUUGUGUGGUCAGUCAGACUAAAGUGCAUAAUGCAAAUGUUCUCACCAUCUUAACAGUUUGCUCAUGUUUAUGUUUGCUCCACAUUUCCAAACAUUUUUCAAUGACAAUGACACAAAAAGAAACUUUGUACAGCCUGAUUUUCGUUUUCACAUGGAUACUAAUAAUAAUUCAUCAAUAAAAACUUUCUUUUGCUACUUUUUCUAUUUUUCCAAUCGAAAAGAGGUUUUCCACUUUGGCUUGUUGGUGUUCAUCUUUGUCAUCAUCAAGGUAUCAGCACAGCAUCUUGGCAUUGAAAGUGUCAUAGAAAAAAGUAACCAUGAGCUACGAGUAACAAAAAGAAUGAACUGAACUUUUGUCAUUUUUAAUGAUUUGUUGCUUUUUUUAUGCUUUUCUUUUUGGCUUAUUAAUAAAGAAAGGGGCUGAGACACAGUAGAGGGUACAAUGUCUGCACGUUUAUGUAUACUUGCAUCUGAAAAACAACUUUUUUUAAAGACAUUUAUGCAUCAAUGAAAAAAGUAUAAAAAAAUCUUAAAGAUGAAUGAAACAAAAACGUCAGUGUACCUACUACUAACUGUUUGCGUCAUGUAUGCAAUGAGUGUUACCAACGCUCUUUCUAGAUGUAACUCAUUGUAACCGCUGUAAUAAAUAUGUGUUUGCUGGA
Maylandia zebra (zebra mbuna) is the source of this 4552-nucleotide messenger RNA. RefSeq names its product VGF nerve growth factor inducible (gene vgf). NCBI's taxonomy places the organism in Eukaryota, Metazoa, Chordata, Actinopteri, Cichliformes, Cichlidae. The record is from RefSeq and is a predicted model, not a curated record. Gene Ontology annotation, molecular function: neuropeptide hormone activity.